AUGGUAGCUUCUUGCAUUUCAUUAACAGCAACAGAAGCGAGAUUAGCAAGCGAACGAGAUGGGAUAGUCGACUCAGUAGGAAUGGGGUUUCUGAGGAUACCGGCAGUGACAUCUUUAGGCAAAUCGACGAGAACAGGACCAGGACGGCCUGAAGUAGCGAUUUCAAAUGCCUCGUUGAUACGACGAGGAAGCUCUUCAAUGGACUUGACCAUAACGUUCCAUUUAGUGCAACUUCUGGUGAUACCGACGACAUCAGCCUCUUGGAAAGCAUCAGUACCAAUAGAUGAAGUAGGCACUUGA
This is a messenger RNA of Sugiyamaella lignohabitans, 300 nucleotides long. RefSeq lists its product as uncharacterized. The record is from RefSeq and is a predicted model, not a curated record. NCBI's taxonomy places the organism in Eukaryota, Fungi, Ascomycota, Dipodascomycetes, Dipodascales, Trichomonascaceae. The transcript has a single exon. Bases 1 to 300 code for a protein of 99 amino acids.